Ostrinia furnacalis (Asian corn borer) is the source of this 1092-nucleotide messenger RNA. RefSeq lists its product as uncharacterized. Lineage: Eukaryota; Metazoa; Arthropoda; Insecta; Lepidoptera; Crambidae. The record is from RefSeq and is a predicted model, not a curated record. The coding region runs from base 174 to 842 and encodes 222 amino acids. The transcript has 4 exons.
GUGUAAACAGAUUCAUUAUGCAGUAACAGUGUAGGUUAGUAAUCUGCAGUCGGCGCGCGAUUCUGCCGGGAGAACUCGCACUGACGAUUUUCUUUUUUUAAUCACUUCGCGUUCGGCCAGUGUUUUGUGUUAAUGAGUGAUAGAAUAAAACGUAUUUUAGGGAACCUGAAGAAAUGAACUUGAAGCUGAAUAAUGAAAUUCAAGUAUCGCAGCAAAUCCCGCAAAUCAAAAAGUUGGAAAGUUCCGUAAAGGAAGAACGCCGCCGCACCGGUCGCUACAUCGCCAUCCUCGUGGGAAUCUCUCUCUUCCUCCUGGCUCUGUACCACGCAUGGGUGCGCAGGAUCCCCAUAGUGGCCAGCCUGGUGGUGCCCGCGCUGAUCAUGUUCGUGUAUGUGGCCUGGGUGCUGUAUACCGCUGCGAGGGAUAAACACAAACAUAUGCUCUUGGAUGCAGAGGCAGCACUACGAGCAGAAGCGAUGGAAGCGUCAGAAAACGAAGCUCAAACGCCUGAACCAAAUCAAAACCCAAUCGAAAUAGCUGUCAUAACUGAUAAGGAACCCAAUAUUGAUCCGCUUGAAGAAACACAUCAAAAACACUGGGCGGAAGUUAAUCCAGCAAUUAUAGAAGAUAAAGUUAAAAUAGAACCUGAAAAUCGGCUAACUAUGCCGAUAAUUUUAAUUAACGAUAAGCUACCAGAAGAUCUGGACCAGACAUGGCUGCAGAUUGUGGAGACAGUCACGAACAGUGAAAGAUUCAAAGCAUUUCCUACAAGGAGACGGUAUAAAAGAAAAUUUUGCAGAAGAAAACACGCAGUGUUCAAAAGAUCUUAUUCUAUUGCGUGACCAACAUUUUAGUACUUGUAAUUUAUUUUGAUAUUGCGACCAAAUGACGAUUACUUAGUGCGAUAGUAUAGUAGUGAUGUGGUACGACCGUACGAAUAAGGAGAACCGAUUUUUUUCGGAAUCAUCUGUAAAGAAGGAUCUGUCUGUAACAUUAAUAUUGUCUGCCCUGCUAUCUGCAAAGAUUGUAAUUUAUUAUCAAUAGUACUACGCAACAUAAACGCAACGCAUAGACAGUGUGACCAAAGCUUUA